AUGGUACAUCUACGAACAGACAUUGGUGCUACCAAUCCCAAUGCACCAUUGCACCCUGAGAAGAACAGCACAUAUGCCAAAGAACUCACCUGCGAUGUCCUCAUCGUUGGUGCGGGUUUUGGUGGUGUCUAUCUACUACACAAGCUUCGUGAUGAGGUCGGUCUGAAUGUCAAGAUCUUCGAAGCCGCAAACGAGCUUGGUGGUGUUUGGCGAUGGAACUGCUACCCAGGAGCUCGCGUCGAUACACAAGUCCCUAUUUACGAAUAUUCGAUCGAGAAGGUCUGGAAAGACUGGACAUGGACUCAGAAGUACCCUGACUUCAACGAGCUCCGUGAAUAUUUCAUCCAUGUUGAGAACACUCUUGAUGUCAAGAAGGAUGUCAGUUUCAACACCCGUGUCAUUGGCUCUCAAUUCGACAACGAAUCAAAGAUGUGGACUGUCAAGACCGAGGAUGGCCGCACCGCAAAGUGCAAGUACUUGAUCAACGCCAUCGGCUUCGCAGCCAAGCGUCACUUCCCUGACUGGAAGGGUCUUACCGACUUCAAGGGCGAGUUGCACCACAGCUCUUUCUGGCCCGAUGAGGGUGUCGAUGUCAAGGGCAAGCGUGUUGCUGUCAUUGGCACGGGCAGUACCGGUAUCCAAAUUGCCCAAGAGACAGCAAAGGAUGCUGCCAGCGUCACCGUUUUCCAACGCACACCCAACCUCUGCUUGCCCAUGCGUCAACGCGACCUGACCAAGGAGGAACAGCAAAACGCUAAGGGAGAGUACCCCGAGAUCUACCGCAACCGUCUCACCACUUUCGCCGGAUUCUCAUAUGACUUUGUCGAAAAGAACACAUUCGACGACAACGAAGAGCAACGUGAGAAGUUCUACGAGGAACUCUGGGAAGAAGGCGGCUUCAAGUUCUGGCUCGCAAACUACAAGGAUCUCCUGUUCGACAGCAAGGCCAACGACCAAGCCUACAACUUCUGGGCCAAGAAAACCAGAGCGCGCAUUGCUGAUCCCCGCAAGCGUGAUAUUCUGGCUCCUCUCAAGGCCCCUCAUGCUUGGGGAACUAAGCGUCCUUCUUUGGAGCAGAACUUCUACGAGAUGAUGGACAGAGCAGAGAAUGAUGUUGUCAACGUCAAGGAGACCCCAAUCACCGAGUUUACAGAGACCGGUAUUGUCACUAGCGACGGCAAGCUCAGGGAGUUCGACAUCAUCGCUCUCGCUACUGGUUUCGAUUCGGUUACGGGUGGCAUGAAGAAUAUGGGCUUGAAGGACACCGAGGGCAAGGACUUGGGCGAGAGAUGGAAGAACGGUACCUGGACAUACCUUGGUAUGACCUGCAACGGUUUCCCUAACAUGUUCUUCCUGUAUGGUGCUCAGGGUCCUACCGCCUUCAGUAACGGUCCCACCUGUGUCGAAGUCCAAGGCGACUGGAUCGUCGACGCCAUUGCCACACUACAAAAGACCGGCAAGCAGACCAUCGAACCCACCAAGGAUGCAGAGACCAGCUGGCACAAGCUCGUGACCGAACUCUCAGACAAGACCUUGUUCCCUGGCACUGAGUCCUGGUACAUGGGUGCCAACAUCCCUGGCAAGCCAAGAGAACAACUCAACUUCCCUGGUGGUUUCCCCAUGUACGAGAAGGAAUGUCGAAAUGCACUCGAUGGCUGGAAGGGCUUCGUGGUUGCUUAA
This is a messenger RNA of Aureobasidium melanogenum CBS 110374, 1680 nucleotides long. RefSeq names its product FAD/NAD(P)-binding domain-containing protein. The coding region runs from base 1 to 1680 and encodes 559 amino acids. NCBI's taxonomy places the organism in Eukaryota, Fungi, Ascomycota, Dothideomycetes, Dothideales, Saccotheciaceae. Gene Ontology annotation, molecular function: N,N-dimethylaniline monooxygenase activity; NADP binding; flavin adenine dinucleotide binding. The record is from RefSeq and is a predicted model, not a curated record. The transcript has 2 exons.